This is a messenger RNA of Eruca vesicaria subsp. sativa (arugula), 504 nucleotides long. Lineage: Eukaryota; Viridiplantae; Streptophyta; Magnoliopsida; Brassicales; Brassicaceae. The record is from the annotation of a GenBank genome assembly.
AUGGCUUUCCAGCCCACCUUUGACACAACCCCACCGUCCUCCGUCGCUCCUCGUCCGUGGUGGUCACGACCAAUGAUGACUAUCCCGCGAGCUAGUGAACGUGAAGCCACAGGCAUGGAAUGUGCGGCAAUGUGUGCACCCUCUUGCGGCGGCUUCUUCACCGUUGUCGUUCUGUUCUUAAUCUUUGUGUUGAUCGACAAAGCUCACGUCCACGCCAAAACCUCCCUACAGUCCCUCGCCGUCUCCUCCGCCACGUGGCAAGGCGAUUUUCUCAUGAAAAAUCCUAGCCCGAUGUAUUCUAUCUACUACGAAAGCGAUGACGCUGCCGUGAGGCUCGGUUCUCAAUACGCUGCCGUUUUAAACAUCACUAGUCAGCCUGUUUCUAAAGACCACACUGCUUUCUCGUUGUUUUUCGUUGCUGAGGGAAAUCGAAGUGACGUGGUUGCAGGGGAGCUUGUCGUCAAACUCGGGGGCGAAGCAUAUGCGUUACGUGGGUCACGAUGA